AUGGCACCCAGAGGUGUCUUGUCUUGUUCAUCACCCUCUCUGUUAUCCGUUGCCUCAUCCACCGCCAAAUCUGCAAAAAAGAAUGUCGCGUCGGUUAAGAAAGUCGCCACAGCUGUUGUCCGCCUGUUCAAAAAGAGUUGCAAGUCCAAAGCAUCUGAUGCUUUGUCCAUCAGCGAUACUAACGAGGAUCUCAACUCAGAGCAUCCACCUUCGCUGAUAGAUGUUGACACAUCCCAGGACCAGCCCACAGACAAGCAAGAAGAGGGAGAAACUGAUGAACAGGAGCUUACAAGCCAACAAGUCAAGUGGUACUUACUCAUGAAUCUGGCAAUUAUGCUAUAG
Messenger RNA from Laccaria bicolor S238N-H82, 342 nucleotides. RefSeq lists its product as uncharacterized. The transcript has 3 exons. The coding region runs from base 1 to 342 and encodes 113 amino acids. The record is from RefSeq and is a predicted model, not a curated record. Lineage: Eukaryota; Fungi; Basidiomycota; Agaricomycetes; Agaricales; Hydnangiaceae.